CGUGUCACAACAAACAAGACUGUGAGUGUUUACAUUUAACAGCUGCUGAGGCAUUAGCCAUUGUUACCGAGAAUGUAGACGCUUUUUUUCCAGAAACCUUGCUUCAGUGAUUGACUUUUCUUCAUAUUUAUACAAUGAAUUCCCAAAUGCCGGAGGUUGUCGACGGGAACGGAGAAAGUUUGGGUCUUCCUGAUCACUUCCUCAAUAUUCCCUUGACAGCACUUCGCUAUUCCGUUAGGAGAGUUGUCGCUCUCCACCUCAACAAUCCCUCAGACGUUGUGGACGAAGAGACAGGAUACGUCAAUGACUACAAUGGUUUGGCCGAGUUUGUCGGAUUUACUUACUUGGAAAUAAAACAUUUCGGAAGACAAAAAAGCCCGACUAAGGAAUUAUUGGAAGAAUGGGAAACAAGGGACGAUCUAGCGCCGUCAACCAUCGGCAAACUUUGGGAGGGACUGUAUAUUCUCAACAGAUUCGAUAUCAUGAAGGAUUGUCAAUUGGCUAUAGUGAAAGAUGUUGAGUCAUACCUGAAAAACAAAGAAAGAGAGAAGGACCUGAUACAACCUCUCCAGAGCAAUGAUGUAUCACAAAGUUCAGACCAUCAAGUAGAAGAAAUAAAAAUAUUAUGUAAACAGGAUGUUGAAAACAACACUCCCCAGUUCUUCGAUGCCUUUGUAUCGUACAACCAUGACGGAAAGGAUCUCAGUUUUGUGAAGAAUAUGAUACAGAUCCUGGAAGGUGAACCCCACAAGCUGAAACUCUUCAUUCCAGGCAGAGACGACCUGCCAGGGGCAGCGAGAUAUGUGAUAGAGGCAAAGCUCAUUGAGUCACGGUGUCGCAGGAUGGUCAUUAUUCUCUCCAAUGAUUAUCUACAGAGCAGUGCUUGUGACUUCCAGUCUAAAUUUGCUCAUGCCCUGUCCCCAGGUGCUCGUAGCAAGAAACUUAUUCCUGUCAUCAUAGAACCGAUGGUACAGAUCCCACAGAUUCUUCGUCAUGUGACAUUGUGUGACUACACCAAAGUCGACUUGCAGGAGUGGUUUUGGAGUCGUCUGUCUUCUGCCAUCAAACAGCCACUUGACCCAGUCACUAGUGGUUGGGGUCAAGGAUCUCUGACAUCAUCAGGAUCAAUGUCUUCGUUAGCAUCGUCGCCAGAUAGUGGCAUUGAGCACUCGAUGUCAUCUAGUUCUGAGAUUAAAAUGGAGAUAUCUUGCAACACCUAUGAUGAUGUAAAGUCAGACUGGGUUGACCUAAGUAAUGAUUUCUCUCUAGAUGAAUCACAGAUGUCACCCCCAUCAGGAGUCUCUUCAUCUGCACCAACCCCUUCCUUCAUUCCAUCUGCUAAACAGGAUGAAAAGGCUGAAACCUGCUACAAAUCGCAAUCAUCGGCAUCCAGUUCUUUGGGAUCUUCUGUUCGAGUGAAGAAGCCAGACCUGAAAAGAAGAAUAUUUGAACAAAUUGGGAAAUUUACAAGUGCAACGUUUAGAGGAUCAAGUAGCUCAUCUGUCAAAGACCACUCUUCCCAAUAACAUAAAACAAUGGUGUAAAACAGCCUUAUUCUCCGAGUGUUUGCUGAUAAAUUACAUUUGUCUCAGGUGACCUAUUGUGAUCUCCUUUUGUCUGCCGUUGUGCAUUGUAAACAAUUUACGUUUUUGACUCAGUGUCAUGGCGGUAAGCCAGCAGCAUAAAGGGAUGAAAGGCUACCAAGUUUAUUCAAAUGAAUGACCUUGACCUAUUUUCAAAGUCACAGGGUUCAAAUAUGCUAACAACAGACAGUGUCAUCAGCUCUGUUAAAUAGAAAGUUGAGCCUUUCAACUUUGAAACAAUUAAAACUUUGUAAGCAUAUAUAUAUCAGUUCUGUUCUGUCUGCCCCAAUGAUGGGACUGAUGGACAGGUUCUAAAACUGUCUAAAGACCUGAAGACCUCAGGUGACCAUUAAGGCCCAUGGGCCUGUUGUUAAUAAGAAAACUCUCUGUGAUGACACAAGGAACAAAUGGCUUAGAUUUACAGAAAUGGUAAAAAAUAAUGGCUGCCUUAAUUUUUUCACAAAUUUGUAAUUUUAGAAUGUUAUUUGUGAUAAAGUCAAUUAUAUGUUUGUUACAAUUGAUGCCUUGUUAGAUGUCAACAUGGUUUAUAAAGAGUCUGAAUAGACUGUUUCGUGUAUGGACUUGUGAUGGAGAUUACUGUCCUUGUGAUACACACGACUCUGUUGUAUAUUUAUCUCUAGCCCGAUAAGAUGACAUUGUUUAGUCUAUGAUUGAUAAGCUGAUAGCCAUGCAGUAUAUUUUCUACAGUAAACCAGACUUAUACCUAUUGGCUGAUAUUGGUUGGUUGCCUUAUAUGGUAUUUAGAUUAUGGCCAGUUCUUGGAUCUAAUUCACGACGCAAAUGGAAGGCAUUUAUUUUAUAAACACUUCAUGUGUAUUAUCACUAUUUAAUUUUAGUAAUACAUGUUGGUUGAUCAUCUUUUCUUUAAUAGGUAUUUUUUUUCAUAUCACACACCAUUCAUUUCAUCACAUAAUCACAGAAUACUUAAUGGUGUAUGAGAAUCCAUUUUCUUUAUUGUAUCGGUAACUCUCCUGGACAAGGUCUAUUCAAUGUGAUGAUAUUAUCAUGUUUAUAUGUAUAUUAUAAUAGUAACAUGAGUAUUACAUACCAGUGUCACGAUUGACAACAGCAAUAUUUAAAACUGAUAACAACUUUACUUAUAUAGAUGAAUCAUGACCAGGUCUUAUCACAUUUUGAUCUGAAACACUGAUGCUCAUAAAAUCCACUGUCAACAUCUUGAUUUGAAUCGGAAAUAUGGUGAAGGGUUCUGUCUGCACCCCUAGGUGUAGCCUCAAUAGAUAUUUAAUAACUAACUUGAUAGAGAUGUCUGUGUUUUAUAGAGAGGUCUGUGUCACAUAAAUGCUUGUUCUUUACAGAUGUCUUUGUUUUAUAGAGAGGUCUGUGUCAAAUAAAUGCUUGCUCUUUA
Ylistrum balloti is the source of this 2970-nucleotide messenger RNA. Its product is annotated as myeloid differentiation primary response protein MyD88-like. The record is from RefSeq and is a predicted model, not a curated record. The transcript is spliced from 6 exons. NCBI's taxonomy places the organism in Eukaryota, Metazoa, Mollusca, Bivalvia, Pectinida, Pectinidae. Gene Ontology annotation, molecular function: TIR domain binding; Toll-like receptor binding. Gene Ontology annotation, biological process: positive regulation of canonical NF-kappaB signal transduction; defense response to Gram-positive bacterium; innate immune response. Bases 135 to 1526 code for a protein of 463 amino acids. Gene Ontology annotation, cellular component: plasma membrane.